This is a messenger RNA of Branchiostoma belcheri (Belcher's lancelet), 2141 nucleotides long. RefSeq lists its product as uncharacterized. Lineage: Eukaryota; Metazoa; Chordata; Leptocardii; Amphioxiformes; Branchiostomatidae. The record is from RefSeq and is a predicted model, not a curated record. The transcript has 12 exons. The coding region runs from base 220 to 1854 and encodes 544 amino acids.
GGGCAGUUUAAUUAUUUAAAUGUUUAUUUUAUCCUGCACUGAAGUAAUUACCAAUGCAAUGUUUAAUGACAGGACAAAUAAAGCCGUAGCUACACCCCCAUAAAAAGGAUAUUUGGACUGUCCAACCCGCUACAGAGUUCACAAUCCUAUCGAUAUUUGUUUAGCGACUGGUCCGUGCAGUAGAUAGUAUCAACGGGCAGAACUGGAGCCCUUAACAUCAUGAGCUCACCUGGCCAGGUGAACCAGGGUCUUCUGGCGGCCCUCCGAGUCUUAAGAGAAGCCCUUAAGGAGGAGAAACUGGUCCUGUUCCUCGGAGAAAAGAUUUCGGCUCUGCCACAACCGGCGACGCUCGGUGACUGGUGGACAAGCGUUCAGGAUGAAUCCGACGUAAACCCGGAAAAACUGAAGAAACUAGAAGAAGACUACCUUCAGCGACUAGAGGACCGGCCGUCACUGCCUCAUGUCGCGCUGAGGACCCUGGGAAGGUUUCCUCUGAUCCUGACCACCAACAUGGACUGUCUGGUGGAGCGGCUGGUCUGGGCACCGCAAGGCAUUGUGGGGGAAGCGCUCAGGAUAGACCAGUUGAACCUGUUGGCUUCAGCAUGGCCGAAUUUGCACCAUGACGUCAUCGUUAAGUGUUUCGGGGAUUCCAGUCUUCACGCAAGGGCAACGGUGGCGACCAAACAGCGGAUGGAAGAGCUGUGCAGGUCUGAUGGGGAGGAAGCCCGGUUCUUCGAACAGCUGUUUAACGAGCGCUCCGUCCUGUUCCUCGGCUGCGACCCUGACCAGCCCCUGUACAGCAGCGCCCUCCAGCGGUUUGCUGAAAACUCCAAGACAAGACAUUUUGUAGUAGUGCCUGCCCGGCAGCGUGGUGUGGAGGAGCGGGGAAGCCUGUCUGUUCUGCACGUGGAACUGGACCUCCCGUCUCUGGCCCAGCUCCUCAACCCGAGCGCCAAACCUCUGCUGCCACCCACCGACAUGACCGUACCAAAGACUACUAAGGCAAACACAGAUGUGAAACAGGGAGGGGACAAUACUCCUGGAUGUGACGUCAUCCAACUACUCUGUCUCGGAACCGGCAAGGGUACUACAGCCGUUCUGACGGGAGAACCCAGCUCCUCUAUGGUGGUUCUGCACAACUCCAGACCUGUACUGCUGGUGGACGUGGGGCUGGGAGUCACUCAGUCCCUUCUGCACUCCGUAGCUCCUGAGAAGUUCCCAGACGCGAUGUUCGUGACGCACAACCACAGUGACCACGCGGGAGAGCUGCCCCUGGUGCUGGGAGGAACCGCCCAGCGGCGUCUGCUGGCCGGCAAGCCGAGAGUCAAGCUCCUCUGCGGACCGAAGGUUCUGGAACCCCUCAAAAUCCAUCGUUUGAGCGAGAUGGCAUAUCAGAUGAAACCUGAUGACAUUGCUGAUUGGCUGAUCUGUGACCCCGAGGGUGACCCCAUCUAUCUUGAUGACGUCAAGAAUUUCAAACUCCAGGCAGUCGAGAGCCAGCACGACAUACCAUGCUACGGAUUUUUGCUUUAUUACAAGGACGAACUGAUCCUGGGGUUCUCGGGUGAUUCCGGGUUCAACCCGGAGUUGUACGACAAGAUCUUCUCGGCGCCGACCGUGGUCGUGGACGGCCGGACCCCGUCUUCACAGUGGCACGCAUCGUUUGAUGAGAUUUCAGCCUACUCGAAAAGCCGCGAGAAAAAGCCCAGAGCUGUGUAUGUGACAGGGUACGGCACUGCAGCUGAGUACACGACAGACGACAGCGCCAUCACGCGGUUUGAAAGGGGACUGCACUAUACACUGUGGUCGGGAGAAAAUAAAUGUCCCGAACUGACGAGUGAAGGGACCAAUUAGGUGUUUUCUAUGCAUACGAUGGUGAAUCUACUACCUUUUUCAAGAGUUGCCGAUUCUAAUUGCCUACUUCAUACUAGGCUGAAAUAUUAUACUUGAUUGUAUCACGGAGGUUAAAUACAACCUCCUUGAUUGUAUAUGGAAUGCUAAUAAGUUUAUGUUGCAUAUCAAUUAUUUUCACCAAAAGGGUAUGGGAUAUUACAUGUACAAAUGUAUCUCCAAGCAGAUCUUUUGGUGGCUUCAAAGACAGAAUCAAAAAUGGUUAGGCAGUGUCCAUUGGCCAGUUACCA